AAUCUGUUAUUCAAAUUUAGCCCGGAAGUUAUUCAGCAAUUUUGGCAACAACUCUACAGACAUCUACCAGAUCCUGCACUUCCAAAUCGACAUUCCGAUGGUCAACAAAUGGGAGUUAAGAUAUCCGUUGCCAUUGAGAGUGCGGAAUUCGGUCAUACCUACGAUGAUUUCGUGUGUCGAGCGACCGUGCGUUUGAUUGCCAGUUGGCCGAUAAUGGAUGCUAAGAUCUCGGACAGCACUUUGGUGCGAAUGGCAGGUGGAUCCGUGUUAUUGGACUCUGAGCGGGUUUGGAGGCCUCGUGUUAUGGUCGAUGGGGCUCGUAGUAUUCACCUGAUAGGGCGACGUCUUGAACUUCAAUCAGUCAAAUCCUCCCCACCUCAUCGUAGUCUACUUCAACAGAAGACAGAUGCUAGUAGUGAAACCUCGAAUCAAGGGAACUCUGCAAGAAGGCCGGUAUAUGUAAUGACCGAAGUGUUUAAUGUGGAGGUUUUGUGCACAGCUCCAGGAAUUAAAAAUUACCUGGGAGCAAUUCACUGUCCAAUUGUAUUCAACCAAGAAACGUUCCAUAAAGAAAACUCAGAUUACAUUUGGCAGGAUAGAACCACUUGUGCACUAUCUAAAAAAGCUGGCGAAAAGAUAUCCUACGUUACUGUGUCGACUAAGGAGUCAGAGAAUUCCAUUUCUGGAGGUCCACAAUCCAGUCUCGCAAUAAACCUUUGCUUCAAUCCAACUGGUCUGGUUUUACGAGCAGCUCUCCCCGCGGUCUUAUUCACCCUCCUCUCUUUCAUCCUCCUCUGGUCACUACCCUCUGGUCCUCAACUUAUCUCUAUCACCCAAGGUGCUUUGAUUCUCCUUUGUCUAGCAACCUGGACGCAUUUCGCCAGUACUACACCCACUCGCUUCACCCUCGUGGACGCGUGGUUCAUCCUCUGUCUCGUCUUCAUCUGCCUAACCUUCUUUGUCACUCUCCUUGAGCAUCGUCGGCUAGACAGAAUGGCCAAGACACGCCAGCUACAACAACAGAGGCGCAUCUACUCGGCUCUAAGUGCGGCGUCAGCCUUCUCAGUACCCAAAAUACCCUCCUGUGGUUUGACUGGAGGUGGGGGUGUCGGAAAUGGUAGCGGGGGUUCGACUUGUGGUUGUGGGGGUUGCAGCUGUGCGGGCGGUUUUUGUGGAGCCGGUGGUGGGGGCUUUAUGGGCCUCGGUAAUGGACAGACCAAUCCUAUGGGCUCCGGUGGCUCGCCUCCCCCUCUUGGAUUGAUACAUCAACCUUCCCCUGUCACUAUGCCGACGAAAUUGGACAUUUGCAAUGAAGCUUACUUUAGGUCGGCUAGCUCUGAGUUGAGCAAGGAUUCCUCCGCAAUAAUGAGCUUAGGGACAGCUCUACGACUUCGAUGUGCUAAGAACGGUGGCCUGAGUGUGUUUGAACCGAACGACUCUAAUCUUGGUUUGAUCAAGAGCCAGUACGCACCAAGUUCGACUCCCGGGGCACCUCAAAUUCCAAGUGGAAGUAUCCUCCAACCUCUUGGACCUAUCCCUCCAAGCUACUGCACCACUGUGAUAGCGGUUGCACUGCCUAUUAUGUACAUACUUGCGGUUAUAAUCUUCUGGGGCUUCUUCGGGGCCCAAGGUACCGUGCCUAAGGAGUGUCUGGUGGGAAGUGUUAGCUGCCAAGCAGUAGACAGGGGCUAA
Molecule: messenger RNA, 1692 nt
Organism: Rodentolepis nana
Lineage: Eukaryota; Metazoa; Platyhelminthes; Cestoda; Cyclophyllidea; Hymenolepididae
Source: the annotation of a GenBank genome assembly